Corticium candelabrum is the source of this 1102-nucleotide messenger RNA. RefSeq names its product TNF receptor-associated factor 4-like. Gene Ontology annotation, molecular function: protein binding. Lineage: Eukaryota; Metazoa; Porifera; Homoscleromorpha; Homosclerophorida; Plakinidae. The coding region runs from base 175 to 864 and encodes 229 amino acids. The transcript has 4 exons. The record is from RefSeq and is a predicted model, not a curated record.
UCCAGCAGAAAUAAGAAUUUCACUUGUCCUCUUGACAACAAGUUAUGUUCAAGGGAUAAAGAGACAUUUCCUGACCGGGACUUUGAACGCAAAGUAUCAUGUCUCAAAGUGAAAUGUGGUCGAUUUAGAGAAGGAUGUGAAUGGUCUGGACAACUCAACCAACUCAAGACUCACAUGUCAAGUGGAGGUUGUGAGUUUGAGUCAGUGCAAUGUCCAUAUGCUGAAGCAGGCUGCACUCACAAGUUGAAGAGCAAGGAAUUACAAGAACACAAACGAGCAAAUACCAGUGAACACAUGGAUCUUCUUCUUCAGAAAGUGUCUGAUUUGAAGAUAGAGAACGAGGAUCUUAAACGUCAAUUGCGUGCCACUACAGGACAAGUUUGCACUUUUUUCUGGAGAAUCAAGAACUGGCCAAAUGUUCUACAAGAUGCAAAGAAUCAUAAAUGUGAAAUGAUCUACAGUGAAAGUUUCUACACAGGAUAUCCAGGAUACAAACUACGUCUAGUGUUUAAGCCAAACAACACCGGAGGAAGUCAUGAGUUUUAUGUUGGCGUUUACUUGCAAGUGAUGAAGGGAGAAUAUGAUGAUCUAUUAGAAUGGCCAUUUCCACUGAAGUUCAACCUGUCCAUAGUUGAUCAACAACCAAAUUCAACAGCUGCCAACAUAACACAUAUUGUUGACGCAUCUGUAUGGCAUGCCAACACCACAACUGUUGAAUUAGCACUAAAAAAGCCAACUGCUGAAACUAACGAGAAGGGUUUUGGUUGUCCACAGUUUACCACACAUCAUUCCCUUCAGACCAGAAAGUAUAUUCGCACUGAAGACAAAUCCCUUCUCAUCAAAGCUGAAGUGUAUAGAAGUUAGUUACAGCCAAUUAACAUGCUUACUAUAGCACAACGUCUAUAGUUCAAUUAAGCCACUGCAUUUUAAUAGUUAGCAACAUGCAGUUAGAGUACUAGAUAUUAUGCGUGUUCAUAUCAUAAUCAAACUAUUAUCUGUCGUUUUGUUUCAUUAAUUAUUAUAUUGAUGUCUUAUGAUUGAACUGAAUAGACUUGCUUUAGUGAUUUGUUUCUCUCUAACAAAUCAAAUUAACAUAUCGAAA